AUGUCUUCUCUAAUAAGUACUAGUGAUAGUGAAAAUUCUCUCCCUUCAGUCGGAAGUCACUUAGGUUUGUUGAAAUGUAAAUGGGAUGAUUGCUCUUCAAGCUUUACACUUUUAAACGACUUAGUAAACCAUUUGCACGAAGACCACGUAGGUCGUAAAAAGGCAAAUUAUACCUGUGAGUGGGAUAGUUGUCCGAGAAAAGGUGCUACUCAAACCUCACGGUUUGCUUUGAUCACUCACUUAAGAAGUCACACUGGUGAGAAGCCGUACGAUUGUAAAGAGCCGGGUUGCGAAAAGAGUUUUACGCGACCGGACUCAUUAACCAAGCAUAUGAAGAGCCAACACGUAGAUCCACGAAAGAAACGUAUCAUGGAAGAAGGUCAAAGAACAUAUAAAAAACGAAAAUUGUCAACGUCUCCGGAAGAUGAUGAUGAUGAAUCACAUACUUCUCAUAGUCUUCAAUCUAGUAGGCAACCGCGUUUAAAUAAUAAUCAACAUCACAUUAUAUCACGACAGAGAUUGAAUUCUUCUCGUCAACCUUCUGAAAGACCAAGACAACAAUCGUCUUCACGUCAACAGUCUGAAAAUUCUUAUCCAAAUCGUAAUUACACAUCUGAUGAUGAUACUUCGGUAUCUGAAGUUUCGGAUGUAUCUUCAACAGAUGAUGAUAAUGAUAAAUCUUUUUACGAGAA
Molecule: messenger RNA, 692 nt
Organism: Dentiscutata heterogama
Lineage: Eukaryota; Fungi; Glomeromycota; Glomeromycetes; Diversisporales; Gigasporaceae
Source: the annotation of a GenBank genome assembly